Messenger RNA from Pseudophryne corroboree (corroboree frog), 1525 nucleotides. It is a transcript of the gene B3GAT3, whose product is annotated as beta-1,3-glucuronyltransferase 3. Gene Ontology annotation, molecular function: galactosylgalactosylxylosylprotein 3-beta-glucuronosyltransferase activity. The transcript is spliced from 7 exons. Gene Ontology annotation, biological process: carbohydrate metabolic process; chondroitin sulfate proteoglycan biosynthetic process. The record is from RefSeq and is a predicted model, not a curated record. Bases 310 to 1236 code for a protein of 308 amino acids. Lineage: Eukaryota; Metazoa; Chordata; Amphibia; Anura; Myobatrachidae. Gene Ontology annotation, cellular component: Golgi membrane.
AGGAACCUUAUUUCACAGCCUCUGCAGUGAGGGAUGACACUUUUGGUUGAACUGGCUGGCAACUGCAGGAACAGACAGCAUACAAAUCAAGCGUUUUUUUGCCCCAAUAGCUGUAGGAGGAUGUCAUAGAUAUUAGUACGAAGUGACGUCGUUACUCUGCUCCAGGGGCUGAUGUCACCUGAAAGGCUUCUAUCUCGGAUUUCCUUUCAUUGCGCCUGAGUAUGCAGGAAAGUUGCGGCCGCAGUCAUUUACGAAGGAGCAGAGGAAGGAGGUGUUCAUGUGUGAGUGCAUCCCCGAUCCCUCUAUAACAUGAGGCUGAAACUCAGGAAUAUCUUCCUAGUGUAUUUUGUGGUGUCCACUGCUGGUCUCUUAUAUGCUUUGCUACAACUGGGUCAGCAAUGUGACUGCACGCGUCACAUGAACGCUGCAAAUGAUGUUCGCAGAUGGGAAUAUCCGCACCACCGAAAUGUGGAGAACUUGCCAGUUAUAUAUGUAAUAACCCCAACACACACAAGACCCCAUCAGCGAGCUGAGCUUACCCGGCUGUCCCAGACAUUGCGUCUCAUCCCUGCUCUGCACUGGAUUCUGGUAGAAGAUUCUGCAGAACGCACUGCUGCCGUUGCCGAUCUACUAGCACAGAGUGAUCUGCAGUACACCCACCUGCACGUACAGACCCCAUCGGCAAUGAAGCUUAAAGAAUCCGAUCCAAACUGGUUGAAGCCACGUGGUGUAGAGCAACGAAACGAGGCCUUACACUGGCUGCGCGAGAACCGAUCACCCAGGGACCGCGGAGUUGUGUAUUUUGCGGAUGAUGACAAUACAUACAGUGUUAAAAUCUUUCAGGAGAUGCGCCACACACUAAAAGUGUCCAUCUGGCCAGUUGGAUUGGUAGGAGGAUUGAGGUAUGAGGGGCCACUAGUGGAUGGAGGCAGAGUAGUCGGCUUUCACACAGCCUGGAAGACGCACAGACCAUUCCCCAUAGACAUGGCUGGAUUUGCGGUGUCUCUGUCCUUACUUCUGACUCAUCCCAAGGCAUGCUUUGACCCAGAUGCUGAGAGGGGGUUCCUGGAGAGCAGCUUACUGGGACAGCUGGUGACCGUGAGUGAACUAGAGCCACGAGCGGAUAACUGCACUAAGAUCUGGGUAUGGCAUACAAGGACCGAAAAACCUAAACUCAAGCAAGAAGAUCUGCUGGAGAAACAAGGAAGGGGGUCAAACCCUAAAAUACAGGUGUAAUCCAAUCACAGAUGUUUCACUUUCAUUUAUACGAGUGACCCAUCUUUCAGAGCCAGACUUUAAUGUAUGAUGAAUGUCCCUUCUUGACUGUUAUAUGUAUAACAGUCCGGGAGGAUCUGUAAAUGUAUUUAUGUUCCUUUAGUGCAUUGUUUGUAAAGCAAUGGUGUUUCCAGUUCUUUGUUUUUGAUUUUUUUUUUUUAAUGGAGUAUUUUGGUUGAUCCAUGAUCCAUGUUUUUCUCCAAUGUUAUAUUAUAUAUUUUUUAAAAUAAACAUUAAAUUCUAAUACUAA